UGCUUCCCUUCACUUCUGUGUUCCGUCUCACUUUUCAAAGCUCUACGGGACGCCAUUGUGUGCGCCUGCGCCUUCGCCAUGCCGUGGAGGCGACGGAGCGGGUGGCUCUUGACCUUGGCAGCUCUUGCUGCAGGUUGCACCGAAGACUCCUGUGAAGAGGACUGGGUCCUUGAUCAAUUGGUGGAUGCAGAGUCAGAGUCGGAACUCCUGGACGUCCGACUGCUCCAGACUCAAUUCACACAGCACCGUGGCCCGGUGAAGCAGGAAGAGCCCGUCCAAUCUGACCACGUCAUGUCGGUCGAUCACAACGGUAAGGUCUGCAUGCUUUGCAACCAACCCUUGCCUGAGCGGAUCACUCGGCCAUAUGAGGCCUUCCGGAAGGACUGCGGGAAGUACAGCUCGCCCAGUGGACCCAGCUUGGAUAUCAUGGCUUUGCCUGCAGUACAACUGGGAGGUGGUGCGGCGGAAGGCUUCUGUGCCCUGAACUUUGCCAAGAGCUGUGCCGAUGCCGUGGCCAACCAGGACUACCUCUACUUCGCGAAGGGCAUCGACUUUAAUCACCCUUCCAUGAGCUCGAACGUCCGCUGGGAUGGUCGCUAUUGCCGGUUGAAUGGCUUCCUGGAGACCCAGGUGCUCCAGCUACACCGCAACUUCACUGCUUUACAGCAGCACGCGGAUGAGCUUUGUCGAACCAAGUAUGCCAAGCAUGGCAUUGAGCGGCUUUCCUUCCUGGACAUGCUGCAGCUUUCCAAGCAAGAGGACAGCAAUGCUCCUAGCCUGGAAGAGGCGGAGAUGAUGGCUGCCUGGAAUUGCGCGAUGGGAGAUCUCGGCUGCGACAUGGCGAUGUGUGCUUAUUCCUUUUGCAAGCAGGGUGACAGUCACACCGCGCUCUAUGGUGAAUGCCCAGGUUGGACUCCGGUCGAGGGCAUGCCAGACGGCGGGUAGCCGCGCGGCGGCGAAGCGCGGCGGCGAAGCCUUCGGUGCCACACGGUCUGGACGUA
Durusdinium trenchii is the source of this 1001-nucleotide messenger RNA. The record is from the annotation of a GenBank genome assembly. NCBI's taxonomy places the organism in Eukaryota, Dinophyceae, Suessiales, Symbiodiniaceae.